AUGGAGCUCAUCCACGCAAAGUCGUUGAAAACUGUUAAAGCUUUCGGGAACGGUAUCGCUGAUGUAAAACUUAGGGUGUAAAAGAUUCUCCGCAAUUUUUUUUUUACUCAGAAGACAUAAGCUACUCAAAUUCAGCGCAAACCUUCAUCAGAAAAAAGAAAACGUUUCAAAUAAUAUCACUUAUGUACAGAAAUUCUUCCUUCAAUGUAACAAAUAGGCUCGAAUGACCUCUUCAGUUCCUCCUUGAUUUACAGAAAAGUCUUAAACUGUUACAUUUUCAUUUGAUUCCUAGUGAAGCGCUGAAGAUUUGACCUUUGCCGCGGGAAACUCUCAGCUCGAGAGCUGUCGAAAACGAAACCGCGGCGCGAUAUCCGUUCCCUUCAAGAAUGCCGCCGCUUCAAAAUCCCGAGAAGUAACAAAACUGAAAGUGGCCGCAGGAAGCGGCAAACAAACACGAUGGGGCGAAGAUUUGCGUGUUGUCUCGAAAUACUCAUGACCUCUGACGGCCGCGCAAUGCCUCGCCGCUCUCUUUGCCCACUUACUCGACUCCUUUGACAGUGUGUGAAACGCCGGAGACGGUAUAAAAGGGACUUCGGCAUGGCUACGUGCCACUGCCAAAGCGUCUCCUCUCCAUCAUGCAAUCGUGAGUUUCCCCAGCCUUCUCAACUUCUCAACCUUUCCUUCAGACUCGUUGUCCUCUGUGCUUUGAUCGCCGCUGUCUCUUGCCAGUACUACUACUACCCGACGUCGUACUACACACCGCUGUACUACUACUACCCAACAGCCACGACCGGAGUUCAGCAAGACUCGACUCACGUAACAGCUCGACAUGUUGAAUAGUCUUCAAUUCAACUUUCUCAGAACCAACAGUACCCACAGACUCAGACGCAAACUCAGCAAUACCAGCAGCCGAACUACGCUCAGCAGCAGCAGACCACCGGCCAACAGCCUCAGGUAAGACUUUGCGAAGUGAACAAAAAAAAGCCUCCAUUACAGUAUCAACAACAGACGACACAGUACCAGCAACCGCAGUCGCAGCAGCUCCAGAACGUGCAGUACGACCCUUCGACGUCUUCCGGAGCCACCGGAACUCAGACCGUCGCCGCGCAACCCAUGUACUACUACUACACGUCCCCAUACUACUACCUGCUCGGCAGGAAGUAA
Molecule: messenger RNA, 1164 nt
Organism: Caenorhabditis auriculariae
Lineage: Eukaryota; Metazoa; Nematoda; Chromadorea; Rhabditida; Rhabditidae
Source: the annotation of a GenBank genome assembly